Messenger RNA from Adineta ricciae, 1812 nucleotides. The record is from the annotation of a GenBank genome assembly. Lineage: Eukaryota; Metazoa; Rotifera; Eurotatoria; Adinetida; Adinetidae.
AUGUCGUCAUUUGGUCUGUUCAAUCCAACAAAGAAGAGAGACGAGGAAAAGUUGCAAUUGGUGAAAAUUAUCAUCAUCACAAGACAACGUUUUAUUGGUCUCGGUUCAGUGCGGCUUGAGUGUUACGAAAUAUUGACUAAUAAAAAUGAUGUUGAGAGAAGAAAUGGUAUGAUUUACAAACCCCCGAAUAUGCUCAUCGGUCUGGCGUUAAGUAAUAAAUUUUUGCCGGUACAUUGUGUGGUCGCGCGAGAUGAGUGUCCACAACGUGUCUUACAAGACGGCUUCGUAAUUGUACCAGCACAAGCGAAAUUUCAUGAAAUUGUAUCCGUCGUUCUACGCACAAUGGAAGCCGAUGUUGGAAAGCUCGAAGCAGAUGAAAGAGCCGAUGGUCAAAUACUGAUAAAAAAUUGGAAUCCUUUGCCCAUUCCAACUGUUACUGAAAAUCGAACAGUCACUGUUCAAGAUAUCUUAGGUGAUCUUAUGAAUGUUGCUGUCCUUCAAAUUCGCAUAUCCAAAUAUGCGAAUGCACUAGACGAUAAACGAUCGGUACGUUUAUUGAAACAAUUAAUGCCUUUAGUUAGUGAAGAACGAGACAAACAUGAACUCGUUAAUAAACUAUGCCAAGUCAUGCAGGAUGAUACAGAAGAUGAUGACGAUGGAUUACCACAAUCUUCAUCAUCUAAGCCCACAACAAGUCCAAAUGGAUAUUCAAUAGCAUCAUCGAAUUCGAAUACAAACGAUGGUGAUAAUGCACCAUUGAAUCUUUCGACAAAACCAUAUUCGUCCCCAUCCGUUCCCGCGAAUUCGAACAAAUCUUUUAUGAACUAUCCAUUUGCUAGCCUUUUAUCAUUAGCUCAACAUCAACAGUAUGACUCACCACCCAUACACUCAUCAUCAGCAGCGAUUAAAGAUUAUGCAUACAACCGUCGACAACGUGAACGUACGACAUUUGAUCCGCACGAAGAAACGCCACGUUUAUUACAAAUUUUCACCGACACGAAACAUCCAACACGUUAUCAAAUUGCAUCUAUAUGUGAAAGUCUCAAUGCAUUACCUUGCCGAAAAGGGAAAAAAGCUUUGGAACCGUAUAAUAUUCAAUAUUGGUUUAAAAAUGCUCGUGCUGCACUGAAACGUAAAAAGCGUCGAUUCAAUAAUUCGGAAACGCCCACGCCGCAGCCGUACAUACCGACGUUGUCACACCAACUGCCUAAUAAUUCCGAUGAACCAAAUCAUGCACCAAUUAAAUGCGAACUUGACUCAUCAGAUGAACUUGAAGACGACGAAGAUGACGACUUAGAUAUCGACGACAAGCAAAAACAAGAAAAUCACAAUAAUUACUACUUCAAUUACUUACAAGCAUUUGACAUUUCCUUAACAGAUCAGCAACGACAGAAAACCAGUCAAUCAGAUGAAAGCAAUGAUGAAGAUAACAUGAGUUCUGUGAGUGAACAAAGUCCACCAACUCAAAUCUCGUUUAAUUCGACGAAACUAUCCAAUACAACAACAGCAUUUGAAUAUAAUCGUUCUCGACGAAAUCGAAUAUUCAUUGAUCCUGCAUCGGAAGUGCCGAAGUUGGAACAAUGGUUUGCUAUUGAAACGCAUCCUGAUCACGUUCUAAUUGAACGAAUUUGUUCGGAAUUAAAUGAAGGUGAAUAUCGAACAAAAUUCCCUAAACUCGAAUCAAAACACAUACGUUUGUGGUUUAAAAAUCAUCGUGCAAAAGUAAAACGUAUCUGUCGGAUUCAAACUCCCAAUGUAGUUAAUGAUACAACAGUUGAAACAACCGAUAAAAAUCUGCACAAUGUGCAAUAA